ACUAUAAAAUUAAUUAUAGUGACAUGACAUGGUCCUACAAUGUUGAUAUAUAAUAUUUAUUUGAAAAAUAAAAGAUUUUUGUACUCAUCAUUUCACUUCUACUUGCUAUAUUUGUUUGUUUAUUUGAGAAAUUAAGAUAGACUAAAGUUUUAGGAGAAGUUUCAACUAGAGAGAAGAAAAACAUGGGUACUUUUGGAGUAGUUAUUGCUUCUAGGAAUUUCUUAAUAAUUCACUUACUAUUUUUCGAGCUUGGUUAUGGGAGUCAUCAUGAUCAUCAUGAAUCAAUGUCCAUGAUGAGUAGAAAAUACAUACAACUUCCAAGCGAAAGCAAUAUUGGCAAUAAGAUUGAAGAAAAAGCAAAAACACAACAUGUUCAAGCUCAUGACCACAUGAUGUCUCACAUGGAAAAAAUGGAUCCAAAUUUAAUGAUUUUCUUCACCACAAAUGACCUUAAAGUAGGCAAAACAAUGCCCAUUUACUUUCCCAAGAAAGAUCCUUCAACUACACCACCACGCUUGUUGCCUUUACAAGAAGCAUCAUCCAUACCCUUUUCACUAAAUCACCUUCCUUACCUUCUCAACCGUUUCUCUUUCACCCCACAAUCUCCCCAAGGUAGUGCCAUGGAAGACACCCUAAAGCAGUGUGAGUCUAGAUCCAUCAUAGGAGAAACCAAAACGUGUGCUACUUCUCUAGAAUCCAUGCUCGAUUUUGCACGUGGCGCGUUCGGAUUAGAGGAUGAGAUUAGUGUUGUCACAACUACUCACUUGACCAAUUUGAGAGUGUCCCUUCAAAACUACACCAUUUUGGAUGAGCCUAAACAGAUAUUGGGUCCUCAUAAGAUGAUGGUGGCUUGUCACACCAUGCCUUAUCCUUAUUUAGUGUACUAUUGUCAUUACCAAGUUAGUGAAAACAGGGUGUAUAAGAUCUUAUUGGGUGGUGAAAAUGGAGACAAGGUUGAAGCUAUUGCUGUUUGUCAUAUGGAUACUUCUCAGUGGAGUCGUAACCAUGUGUCAUUUAGUGUCCUAGGAAUUGAACCUGGUACUUUACCAGUUUGCCAUUACUUCCCUGAACAGAAUCUUGUUUGGAUUCCAAAAUCCAAAUACAUCUAGUAAUCUUAGGGGAUGGACCUAUAUGUUAAUUGUACUAGUAUGCAUGUUAGUUGCCUAGUACAAUGGUUAUGUUUGUGUUUUUCCCUAUGUUAUAUGUCAAUAUGAAAUAAAGAUGAUCAUCCUUAAAUUUUCUAA
This is a messenger RNA of Cannabis sativa, 1244 nucleotides long. Its product is annotated as BURP domain-containing protein BNM2A. NCBI's taxonomy places the organism in Eukaryota, Viridiplantae, Streptophyta, Magnoliopsida, Rosales, Cannabaceae. The record is from RefSeq and is a predicted model, not a curated record. Bases 183 to 1109 code for a protein of 308 amino acids. The transcript is spliced from 2 exons.